Messenger RNA from Doryrhamphus excisus (bluestripe pipefish), 2138 nucleotides. It is a transcript of the gene cytl1, whose product is annotated as cytokine like 1. Gene Ontology annotation, biological process: positive regulation of transcription by RNA polymerase II. The record is from RefSeq and is a predicted model, not a curated record. NCBI's taxonomy places the organism in Eukaryota, Metazoa, Chordata, Actinopteri, Syngnathiformes, Syngnathidae.
ACAUGAAGUUGGGAUUAACCAUCGUGUGCUUGAGCUUCGUGUGUCUGUCGCAGUGUGCGCCUCCGACGUGUUACUCAAGGGCACUCGGCCUCAGCAAAGAAGUGAUGACCCUGCUGGAUAAGAUUCACACUUAUCAUCGCACGAAAGCGUGUGCACGAGACCUGCCCGCCAUCUUCCUCGACGUGCAUAACUCCUGCGUCACAACCAAGCUGCGUGACUUCCUGUACGUGGUUCUCAACCACCCCAGCCAGUACUGCAGGGAACGGCCCAGGAUAGUGCUGCUCAAGCGGAAAAUCCAAAACUUGUACUCCAUCAUCACCAGGAUUUGCUAUCGGGACCUGGUGUUUUUCACAGACGACUGUGAGGCCAUCGAUACCGGACACAGCAGGCCUCACUUUGCCGAGGACAGGCUUCAGCUUCUGCAGGAGGAGCGAUAAGCAACACAGGGAGUAGCCCCGAAUGGGCACCCAAAUACCCAGCACCCACACCAGUACAAUGCAGUGUAGUCAUGCUAGCGGCUACGCAUGCUUACAUUCCUGCAAUCAGGCACAACUUUCCACAGGAAAUUUGCUGAAUGCCAACCAUGCCGACGCAAACCUUGAAAUAAUAAAUGCUUGUGAGUCGGGCUAAGCCUCUGCUUACGCUAGCAGGGCUGAUCAAAGCUUUGUGUGUCGUUGGAGAGAACGAGGCCGUGUUGCCAUAACCCUGCUCUGACUCACAUGUCCUAAAAGGAGCACUGUUGGCAUCUCCAACGUGUCUUUUGGAGGGAGUAGGUACAGUAGCGUUGCUUCCAGUCAUUGUUUGGAUGGCUUGAAAGCAAUAUAGGUACUAAAAUAUCGUAUUCGUCUAGAUCAGGUUAACACUUUCAUAUUAUUGUACUUACCCUAUGCUUGCCUGUCUUCUAUAUAUAUAUAUAUAUAUAUAUAUAUAUAUAUAUAUAUAUUUUAACGCUUCCCUUUACACUAUACACCAGAAUAAACAUUUGGUUUUGUCAUGGUUUAUUGAUUAUCUGUCUUUGUGAUUUAUUAGUGGCCACAUCCUGACUUCCUUGCUAAAACACUUCGAGGGCGUACACUGCAUUCAUUCUCAAUGGACAAAGCUGGUUUUUAACGUAGUAUUUGUGUCACACAUUGAAUUAGUUAUAGAAAUAGUUCAUGGGUUGCGGAAUUAAUAUAUAACUAUAUAUAUAUAUGUGUAUAUACUUCUACUGCAUGUAUUAAAAAUAGCUUCCGACUAACCGGCCAGUCAGAAGUAAAGAUCCUGUAUCGCGUAUAAAAACCUUGUGAUGUCCAUCCAUCCUCUGUGCCACGUAUCCUCACUCGCUGGGGUAUGCUGGAGCCUAUCCCAGCUGUACUGGUGGCCAGCCAAUCACAGGGCACAUAUAGACAAACAACCAUUCACACUCACAUUCAUACCUAUGGACAAUUUGGAGUGGCCAAUUAACCUAGCAUGUUUUUGGAAUGUGGGAGGAAACCGGAGUACCCGGAAGAAAGCCACACAUGCACGGGGAGAACAUGCAAACUCCACACAGAGAUGGCCAAGUGGAGAAUUGAACCUGGCCUGUGUGACGUACCUAACCACUCCCCCACCAUGCAGCCCCCUUGUGAUGUCACAAUACCUAAUCAAACUUUGAGCCUAUUCUUAUCUAGAAGUAUUGUUUCCAUACACUUUAGUCGCCCGUUUGAGCCUAUCCACAUGCGUCACUAUGGCAACCGCCACUGAGCAGGAACCUUUUUAAAAGUGCUCCAAAUGUGUCAAAUUGCAAGGGAAUUGGUUGUGCACUCGCUGCCCCCAUCAGGCUACUCCACAGACCUACAACGCGUCAAUGUGAGUACUUUUUACUUUUGCAUGUAUAUGUACAGUAUUGCUUCCUGUGUGUUUUUUGUGUGUAAAUAAUGACCAGGAUGUACAGUGUUGUUGUUGAUGUGUGUUUGGGCAUAUAAAGUCACAUGUAGUAUACUGUACAACCCUAACUCACAGAAAUUCUUGGAGAUGACCCCCGGGUGUCCGCCAUGCACCCGCCAUGCAUCCACCAUGCAUUCACCAUGCAUCCACCAUGCAUCCGCCAUGCACCCACCAUGCAUCCACCAUGCAUCCGCCAUGCACCCACCAUGCAUCCACCAUGCACCCGCCAUGUA